AUGAGGAAACUAACCGUUUUACUUCACUGUAUUUUUGCUGGCACAAUUCUGCCGUGUCCAGGCCUCGCAUUAAAGGCCGAUAUAAGGGCCGACAGUAAUCGGGAUGGUACAGUGGACGUUGAGAACAAUUCUGACCUUCCCCAUAAGAUGGAUUGGACGGAUAGAGCUGGGGCGAUCUUUUUGGCGAACAUAGGUGAUACAGAUCGCCGCUGCUCUAAACAUACUCAAGAUAUAUCGGAUGAUGCAAUCGCCGCAUGCAACGACGCCUCCGACGAUAUAAUUCGGCAAAUGCAAUACAUGGCAACUUUGAAGACCAUUGGGAUCCCAAAUGCCACCAAUGACACUUGGGGAACGGUCGGGGUCCAUGAUGAGACUGCUCGGAAAUAUGUCCGCCUCUUUCGUUGGGACAGCAAAAAGAAAUGGGUGAUUACGACAAAUGAUGACCGAUUUUCAGCCAAGGAGUUACAGGACGGCCUGGAGCUUAAAAUGGAUGCUCGGGAUACACGACGGCCUGGGUGCUGGGAUGGAAGAGCGGAGGUCGUAUUUUAUGUUCAGAAUAAUAAUAUGUCAAGCCAGGAUGCUGUUCGCCUUCGUGUUGCGCCAGUUCUGACACACCACACCCUACAGCCGGUGAAAGAAUUUCUUACUACUGCUGGAAAUAAAUCGACCCCUCAGGAGUCAUUUGUGCAGGAUUUCCAAAAGGCGAUCGAUGACAGUGGUAUUAGAAAACCUCUAUAUCAGUUUAACCCGAGCGCAGAUCCCUGGGCGCAAGACUUCCUCGAGCCUGCAUACACUACUAUGCCAGGCCCAAACAACACGUUAAUAACACUGCAAGUCAUGAUCCGCUCUUCUCAGGGCUCCCGCCCUGCGGGGAGGAUGGUUUUCACGGACCUACGAAAAACCGGACGAGGCGCUGUCUAUAGCACCGGCGGCACUAGAGAUGAGAUUGAAUCAACUGGCAAUCUUGAAACAAUCCCACCAUACAUACAUGGCAACAAGAGUUACCCAGCUGGCCGGGUGAUUGAAGGUUCUCACAAGGCUUUUGGAAAAGAAUACCCACCUCAUAUUUAUGAUUAUAUGCGAGCUCAAGAGCUUCAAGACCCUCUUAUAAUUGACGUGGACUGGUUGACCGUUGGCCAUGUUGAUGAGAUUGUACAGUUCCUACCAGCAAAUACAUCUCGUGGUUGGGCCAUUCUGGUUGCAGACCCAGAGCAAGGAGUCAAAAUAUUGCAGAAUGUGAGCGGAGAUACUCCUGCGUUUUCCCGGAAACAAAAUGCACCAAAUAUUACUAUAUCGGAGUUGCUUAAUAAUGGGACUAUAGUUGAGCAGAAUAAGAAGUAUGCGAAGAAACUAGAGAACCUAAAAAAAAUCCUACGGGAUGAAACAGGUGUCACUGAAUUCUAUGGGGUGCCUAGUGUUUUUCGUACAGGAAUCUGUCUGCCUCCAUAUGCUGGAUCACCCCCCGAACGAAACUGCAGCUUAAAUUAUGCCGGAGCUCUAUAUCCUGGAGUGAUUAAUGGUCUGGCUCUAAGCAAGUCUACAUAUUUGGCUCCGAAACCAUGGGGACCCAUUGUCAACAACACAGAUGUAUUUGAGCGGGCUACGCGUGAUAUCUAUAGCAAGAUUGGGUUUGAAAAGGUUUUAUUCAUUGACGAUUGGGACUCGCACCACCGAGACGGGGGGGAAGUACACUGCGGGACAAAUUCGAUCCGCGAGCCAGCAAAGUGGUGGGAUUAA
Aspergillus tanneri is the source of this 1737-nucleotide messenger RNA. RefSeq names its product protein-arginine deiminase domain-containing protein. The coding region runs from base 1 to 1737 and encodes 578 amino acids. Gene Ontology annotation, cellular component: cytoplasm. Gene Ontology annotation, molecular function: protein-arginine deiminase activity; calcium ion binding. The transcript has 2 exons. Lineage: Eukaryota; Fungi; Ascomycota; Eurotiomycetes; Eurotiales; Aspergillaceae. The record is from RefSeq and is a predicted model, not a curated record.